Lactuca virosa is the source of this 1506-nucleotide messenger RNA. Lineage: Eukaryota; Viridiplantae; Streptophyta; Magnoliopsida; Asterales; Asteraceae. The record is from the annotation of a GenBank genome assembly.
AUGGUAGCCACUUUGAAUCCGGUCAACCACUGUCACCAACUGCUCUCAGCUGCUAAGCACAACCACGCCUGCCGCCUUGUAAUAACCGCUUCUUUCAACGAGGUUGCCAUUAACGAUGGUGAUAAGAGAUCAAACAAGUCAACUCGCUUAGCGAAAUCGAUCUCAAACCUCUUGAAUCUGUAUAUCGAAAAGCCAUCGCUCAAAAACUUUCUCCACCGUAAUGACUGGAACGUUGUUGCUCAGGCGGAGGCGAAGCUGGAGUUGCCGACGACGUCACCGAAGGAAGACAUUUCGAGUAUAUGGCGCGACAUCCACGGUUGUUCCGAUUGGGAAAACCUCCUUGAUCCGCUUCAUCCUUUUGUUCGUAGAGAGUUGAUUAAAUAUGGCGAGUUUUCUCAGGCGACAUACGACGCUUUUGAUUUUGAUUCGUUCUCGGAGUAUUGUGGAAGCUGUCUGUUUAAUCGCCGGAAGUUUUUCGAAAAAUUAGGGCUCACGAAACAUGGUUAUGAUGUGAGAAAAUACAUUUACGCCAUGUCGCAAUUUGAAAUCCCUAGAUGGCUUGAGAAAUCAUACGUGACUGAUACAUGGAGUAAGGAUUCCAAUUGGAUGGGUUACAUUGCUGUGAGUAAUGAUCUGGAAUCGAAGACGAUCGGAAGAAGAGACAUCGUGGUGGCGUGGCGUGGCACUGUGCUUCCUUCCGAAUGGUAUGAAGAUAUGCAACGAGAUCUCGAGCCAUUAGGGCACGGAGAAGCGAAGGUGGAGCGAGGGUUUCUGAGUAUCUACAAAUCGAAGCGUAUGUCAACACGAUACAACAAAACCAGUGCAUCGGAGCAAGUAAUUGAAGAGAUAAAGCGAUUAACGAAGUUCUACAAAUCAACCGGCGAACAAGUGAGUCUCACGAUCACCGGCCACAGCCUGGGCGGCGCGUUAGCUUUACUGAACGCGUACGACGCCGCCAUGACGUUUCCAACUCUUCCGAUAAGCGUGAUCUCCUUCGGUGCACCUAGAGUCGGAAACAUCGCAUUCAGGGAUGAACUCCACCACAGAGGCGUCAAAGCACUACGGAUCACAAUCAAACAAGAUCUAGUCCCUCGAAUGCCAGGUAUCGUCUUCAAUGAAACUUUACAAAAAUUCGACGAUUUGACAGGUACCCUUGAUUGGGUUUACCACCAUGUUGGAGCAGAGUUGAAGCUUGAUGCAAGAGCUUCACCUUUUCUGAAACGUGGGUCGAAUUUCAUCGGUGUUCAUCAUCCUGAGACGUAUUUGCAUCUUGUUGAUGGAUUUGUGAGUAGCAAUUCGAGUUUUCGAUCGGAUGCUAAACGGGAUUUGGCACUUGUGAAUAAGUAUUGUGAUAUGCUUGUAAAUGAGCUUAGAAUUCCUGCAUAUUGGUAUCAAUUGAGGAACAAAGGGUUGGUUUCGAAUGAAUUUGGGAGAUGGAUUAGACCUAAAAGGGAAAAUGAAGACGUACCUUCACCUAUUGAAGAAGAAGAAAAUUAUGAUCUGUAG